AUCGCAAGGUUCUUGCAGUCCGGACCCUGUAACAAAUCCGCUCAGGUGCUAGUGCAAGAGCUCGAAGAGCAUCAGGUAUGGACCCCUUUUGGGAAGAGGUGGGGAGGGCUGGGGAGAACCUGGAGGAAGGGUAAGGUAGGUCAGGGGCCGAGGGCAGGGGCCCGGAGGGAGCCUUCGAGGUGGACACUUGGGGCUGUUGUCACUUGGGGUGAACUGGGUUCUUUGCUUAGAAGGGGCGGACAACGCAGGGGUCUAAACUCGCCGCCUUUUAUUCUUGCGGGAGGUGUUUUUUCAGGAUUUUCUUCCCUUUGGCCUGCCCCCCACCCCCCACCCCCGGUGGCAGCCAAUGCACACAUUCCUCCAGACUACCUCCUUAAAAUUUGUGAGAGGAUUGGCCCUUUAUUAGACAAGGAGAUCCCUCAGAGUGUUCCUGGGGUACAGACAUUACUAGGUGUUGGUCGGCAGUCUCUCUUACGGGAUGCCAAAGACUGUAAGAGUACACUAUGGAAUGGGUCUGCUUUUGCAGCUCUCCACAGAGGCAGACCUCCAGAACUACCUGUAAAUUAUGUGAAACCUCCAAAUGUGGUGAAUAUCACCUCAGCCAGGCAAUUAACCGGAUGUAGUCGCUUCAGCCAUGUUUUCCCCUCAUCUGCUUACCAGCACAUUAAGAUGCAUAAGAGAAUUCUGGGACACUUAUCUUCUGUCUACUGUGUAGCCUUUGAUCGAAGUGGGAGGCGAAUUUUUACAGGUUCAGAUGACUGUUUGGUGAAAAUCUGGGCUACAGAUGAUGGCCGCCUUCUUGCCACGCUGCGAGGGCACUCUGCUGAAAUCUCUGACAUGGCCGUUAACUAUGAAAAUACUCUCAUUGCUGCAGGCAGCUGUGAUAAAGUUGUGAGAGUUUGGUGUCUUCGAACUUGUGCACCAGUUGCUGUCCUUCAGGGACAUUCAGCUUCUAUUACUUCCAUACAGUUUUGUCCAUCAACUAAAGGCACAACUAGAUACCUCACUUCUACUGGUGCUGAUGGAACAAUUUGUUUCUGGCAAUGGCAUGUAAAAACAAUGAAGUUUAGAGAUCGCCCAGUAAAAUUCACUGAGAGAUCCAGACCUGGAGUUCAGAUAUCUUGUUCAUCUUUCAGUUCUGGUGGUAUGUUCAUUACAACAGGGAGCACUGAUCAUGUUAUUAGAAUAUACUAUUUGGGUUCUGAGAUACCUGAGAAGAUUGCUGAAUUAGAAUCACAUACGGACAAAGUUGUGGCUGUUCAGUUCUGUAACAAUGGAGACAGCUUAAGGUUUGUUAGUGGAAGUAGAGACGGAACAGCAAGAAUAUGGCAAUAUCAACAACAGGAGUGGAAGAGCAUAGUGCUAGAUAUGGCUACUAAGAUGAGUGGGAAUAAUUUGACAUCUACAGAAGACAAAGUCACUAAACUGAAGGUGACUAUGGUGGCCUGGGAUCGGUAUGAUACCACUGUUAUUACUGCAGUGAACAAUUUCCUAUUGAAAGUUUGGAAUUCUGUCACAGGGCAGCUUCUUCAUACUUUAUCUGGGCAUGAUGAUGAAGUAUUUGUUCUAGAAGCACAUCCAUUUGAUCAAAGGAUCAUACUUUCAGCAGGUCAUGAUGGGAACAUUUUUAUUUGGGACCUUGACCGAGGGACCAAAAUACGAAAUUACUUUAAUAUGAUUGAAGGCCAAGGCCAUGGGGCAGUGUUUGAUUGUAAAUUUUCACCAGAUGGAAACCAUUUUGCCUGCACAGAUUCUCAUGGGCAUCUGUUGCUAUUUGGCUUUGGAUGCAGUAAAUACUACGAAAAGAUUCCAGAUCAGAUGUUCUUCCAUACUGAUUAUCGGCCACUCAUCAGAGAUGCCAAUAACUAUGUAUUAGAUGAACAAACUCAACAAGCUCCUCACCUCAUGCCUCCCCCAUUCUUGGUGGAUGUCGACGGAAAUCCUCAUCCUACAAAAUUUCAACGGCUCGUACCAGGACGGGAGAACUGUAAAGAUGAACAGCUUAUUCCACAGUUGGGAUAUGUGGCUAAUGGUGACGGUGAGGUGGUAGAACAGGUAAUUGGGCAGCAAACCAAUGACCAAGAAGAAAGCAUUCUUGAUGGUAUAAUCAGGGAGUUACAGAGAGAACAAGAUCUCAGAUUAAUUAAUGAAGGAGAUGUUCCACAUUUUCCAAUUAAUAGAUCAUAUUCUGUUAAUGGUGCUCUGAGUAGUCCAAAUAUGGACAUACCUUCUUCCCCAAAUAUUGGCCUUCGGCGUAGUGGCCAAAUUGAAGGUGUUCGGCAGAUGCACAACAAUGCUCCCCGGAGCCAGAUGGCCACUGAAAGAGACCUCAUGGCCUGGAGUCGAAGAGUGGUGGUGAAUGAACUAAAUAGUGGCGUUAGUAGGGUACAAGAAGAAUGUCGAAAUGCAAAAGGUGACCUAGAAGUUAGUCUUUAUACUGUUGAAAAGAAGAAAAAGCCAUCUUAUCCUAUCCAAAGAAAUGAUUAUCAGCCCAGCUGUGGAAGGUCUUUACGGAGGACACAACGCAAGCGCCAGCAUACUUACCUAACAAGGUCGAACAUAGAGCAUAAUAAUUCACAGGCAUCAUCUCAAACUUCGGGUGUACAAGAAGAUUCAGACAGCUCUUCAGAGGAAGAUGAAACUGUUGGCACAAGCGAUGCUUCUGUAGAAGACCCUGUUGCUGAGUGGCAAAGCGAAAGUUCUUCCAGUGAUUCAUCAAGUGAAUAUUCUGACUGGAUAGCAGAUGCUGGGAUAAAUUUGCAGCCUCCCAAAAGACAAACAAGACAAGCAACACAGAAAAUAUACAGCAGCUCUGAAGAUGAAAAUUUGAAGUCAUUGGAAGAUAGGCAGAAAAAAACUAAACAGACUAGAAAGAAGAAAGGGGGACUUGUUUCUAUGGCAGGCGAACCCAAUGAAGAAUGGCUUGCCCCGCAGUGGAUCUUGGAUACCAUACCACGACGUUCUCCUUUUGUCCCACAGAUGGGAGAUGAGCUUAUUUACUUUAGACAAGGACAUGAAGCAUAUGUGCGAGCUGUAAGGAAAUCAAAAAUAUAUAGUGUUAAUUUACAAAAACAGCCAUGGAACAAAAUGGAUCUCAGGGAGCAAGAAUUUGUGAAGAUUGUAGGAAUCAAAUAUGAGAUUGGACCACCAACACUAUGCUGCUUGAAACUUGCAUUUUUGGAUCCAAUUUCAGGCAAAAUGACUGGAGAGUCUUUUUCCAUUAAGUAUCAUGACAUGCCAGAUGUCAUUGAUUUCCUUGUGUUACAUCAGUUUUAUAAUGAAGCCAAAGAAAGGAACUGGCAGAUUGGUGAUAGAUUCCGCAGUAUAAUAGAUGAUGCCUGGUGGUUUGGAACUGUGGAAAGUCAGCAGCCUUUUCAGCCAGAAUAUCCUGAUAGCUCUUUCCAGUGUUACAGUGUUCACUGGGACAAUAAUGAAAGAGAAAAGAUGAGCCCGUGGGAUAUGGAGCCAAUUCCAGAUGGAACUGCUUUUCCAGAUGAAGUUGGUGCUGGUAUUCCUGUGUCCCAGGAGGAACUAACUGCAUUGCUGUACAAACCCCAGGAAGGAGAGUGGGGGGCUCAUUCCAGAGAUGAGGAGUGUGAACGAGUUAUUCAGGGCAUCAACAACCUUCUUUCCCUGGAUUUUGCUAGCCCUUUUGCUGUUCCAGUGGACCUCAGUGCCUACCCCUUGUAUUGUACUGUAGUUGCUUAUCCAACUGACCUCAAUACCAUCAAACAAAGACUUGAAAAUCGGUUCUACAGUUUAAGAAGAAAGCCUUUUCAGUUUCUUCUCCCAGUGUUUCUAACCUGUACACAGCAUAUUGCCAACAGUUGGAGUGAAUCUCCCUCUCACAGUUGUUCUGCUGAUUCAGAAAUGGUUGACUUAGACUCAGAUGGUCCUGGCACUUCAUCUGGAAGGAGGGCCAAAUGUCGAGGCAGACGGCAGUCUCUCAAGUGUAAUCCUGAUGCUUGGAAAAAGCAGUGCAAAGAGUUACUGAGCCUCAUUUAUGAACGGGAAGACUCGGAGCCAUUUCGACAGCCCGUGGAUCCUCAUACUUACUCAGCUCAACAACAACAUGAAGGAGAAUCCUCAGAGUCAGUUCCUCCAGAUAGACAAGAUCCAUCUCUUUCCGAGGAUUAUCAAGAUGCUAUAGACACACCUAUGGACUUCAGCACUGUGAAAGAAACUUUGGAAUCAGGAAAUUAUGAUAGUCCUCUGGAAUUUUAUAAAGAUGUUCGCCAAAUAUUCAGCAACUCCAAAGCUUAUACUUCUAAUAAAAAGUCAAGGAUCUAUAGCAUGACGCUGAGAUUGUCUGCCUUAUUUGAAAAUCAUAUCAAAAAUAUCAUCUCGGAAUAUAAGUCAGCAAUCCAGAGCCAGAAGAGGAGAAGACCACCACGGUACAGAAAGCGCCUGAGAAGCAGCAGCAGCAGCUCGUUAUCUAGCAGCAGAGCUCCCAGUCCAAAAGGGAAACAGAAGCAAAUGAAGUUACAGCCUAAAAAUGACCAGAAUACCUCAGUGGCUUAUGCCAGGACUAGCUCUCCUUUUUCUUCUCCUGUUUCAGAUGCUGCUGAAGGUGUUUCACUGUAUCUCCUUGAUGAUGAAGGGGAUGGGCCUUUUUCUCCAUCAAGUUUCAGUGGAUAUAGUAGAAGUGGAAAUAGCCAUGACCCAGGGAAAGCCAAAUCAUUUCGUAAUAGAGUUUUACCAGCUAAACAAGAUCACUCCCUUGAUGGGCCUCUUACAAGUGUUGAUGGCAGAGAGCAGCGAACAGGAGCCAAAAGAAAACUACUCAGUGCUUCAGAAGAAGAUGAAAGCAUGGGAGGAGAAGAAAAAGAAAUGAAAGAAACAAAGGAAAAAGCACAUUUAUCCUCCUCCGAGAGUGGAGAAUUAGGCUCCAGUUUAAGUUCAGAAAGUACCUCUGGCUCUGACUCUGACUCUGAAUCCACUUCCAGAACAGAUCAAGAUUAUGUUGAUGGAGACCAUGACUAUAGCAAAUUCAUACAAACCAGACCUAAAAGAAAACUCAGAAAACAGCACGCCAAUGGAAAAAGAAACUGGAAGACGAGAGGCACAGGAGGAAGAGGCAGAUGGGGAAGAUGGGGUAGAUGGAGCCGAGGAGGCAGAGGAAGAGGUGGCAGGGGCCGAGGGGGUCGAGGGAGAGGUGGAGGUGGGGGCAGAGGGAGAGGUCGAGGGAGGGGAGGAAGAGGUGCCUCUAGAGGAUCGAGCCGAGCCAAACGAGCAAGAGUUGCAGAUGAUGAAUUUGAUACGAUGUUUUCAGGACGUUUCAGUAGACUUCCACGGAUUAAAACAAGAAACCAAGGCAGGAGAACUGUUUUAUACAAUGAUGAUUCAGAUAAUGACAACUUUGUGUCCACUGAGGAUCCUCUGAAUCUUGGUACAUCCAGAUCAGGCAGAGUACGUAAAAUGACCGAAAAAGCCAGGGUUAGCCAUCUCAUGGGAUGGAAUUAUUAACAGUUAAAGAUUUUAAAAUAAUUUUUAAAAAUAGAAUCACUGGCCUUCUACUGCAGGGAAUUUAUCAGAAAAUCUACAAAGCAAGUUGUGUGGGGAUUUCUGCUUCCUUUCACAUUGGUGCUUUUCCAUUAUGCCAGUAUACAUGUUUGUUUCAAGACUUUUAAUCUCCACACUUCAUUUGUUCAAACAAGCCUUACUCAUUAGGCCUUAAAUUAAAACAAAUUCUGCCCACACAUAUACGUGUGUGCACAUACACAUGCACGGACAUGCGCUCUCUCGCACAUACAGAUACACAACAUACACACACACACACAGACACAAACACACACACACACCACAGACACACUACAGAUUUACUACAUUAAAGGAGCAUUCUGCUUCUUAAGAGUAGCAUGACAUUUUUAUCUCAAUAAGAUAUCCCUCUUUGCUUUUGUAUCACAGAAGUAUAGCACCUUCUUACAGAGUUUUAUAUAGUUUGUGUUUGCCAUUUUGAUUCCUAUACCCAGUAAUAAUAACUUUUGCACAAUACACCAAUCCUAAAGGCAGCUAUUAAAUGUUUACAGUUUCUAUAUUGUAAGAACGAUCUGGAUUAUUUUACUCUUCCCAGGCCAAACUUUCACGAACUGUACUGAACUGAAGUAUAUAUUUAUACUGCAGUUUUGGGGUGGGGUGGGGGGUAUCUUGAUAUGCUUUUCAUUGAUUUGCUUAAUUCACGUUUAAGGUGAGAAAGGGUUGGUGCCUUGUAAAUAUGUAGCAAAUCAUUGUGGUGUGUCCUGAUGUGUGCAUUAACUUUAUUAAAAGAGAAUACUUGAGGUAUCGAUCUAGACAAGGUGCCAAAUGCAAAAGUUUCUUGCAUCCAUUUUUCUUUUCCUGUUAUAUUUUAUUGCAUUAAUAGAACUUGUGUAGCUUAAACGUAACUUAAACAUUUGAAAAAAAAAUCCUCAUCCACAAAGAAUAACUUCUUUGAACAGUAGCUCAGCUACCUCUGUUAACUACAACUACUGGAAAUGCUAAGGAAAAUAGAUGCUGUUACUCAUUUUUAAGGAGAGAUAGAACAAGCUUGGUAGGGAUGAAUACUCCUAAGUUAUAAGCUGAGAAUUUUCAGUAAUCAUAUUGGCUCUCAAAUUAAUAGUUGUAAUAAACCAGAUUUCCUAAGUGUUAUAUACUCUAGGCUUUUGUAGAACAUGUUUGUGUAAGUAGACUUGCUCUACUGCAUAGAUUUCUCUGCCACUUACUAUCUAACAGCUGUGAGUUACUGGUUUUCAUUUGAAUCUUAAAUAGUAUCAAAGCACCUAACUUGAGCUGGAAUAUUUUGGCUCGCUAAUAGUUGGAAGCAACUUUAAUAGGUUCUUCUGUUCUCAUUCCAAAGGGUUCUUCUGUUCUAGAUUUCCAGAAAAGAGCCUCAUUGCACUGCAAACAGCUAUUUUGAAUCGUUAUUUUAUAGUUGAAAAACAAAAACAAAAAAAACUUUAAAAUCAUGUAUGGUCUUGUUUACAGCAAUAGAGUGCACGUGGUUCCACAAGCGAGCUUCAGUCCCAAGAUCAAUUUUAUUCCUCAAAUUUGAGAUAGCAGAUGUGCUACUUUGUUACAUAAAUUCUCAAAGUAGGAGGGGGAAUAAUAAUUGAUCUCUGCUUUUGUAACAGCAGUUUUGUUACACUUAGAUCAGACAGACUUGUGUGAUAAAACAUUUUCUUAAUGUAUGCCUGGUAGUCCAGGAUAUUUCUUAAGCUGACGUUGUUUGUCUCAUGCUUUUAAUCAUUUCAUGCAUCUGAAAAUCUGUUAAGUGCAGAGGAAGGAGUACACACAUAACUUUGCUUUUUGGUGGGGUUGGGGGCUUUAUUGAACUAAUACCCUUAAGCAAUUUUCACUUGCAGUAGAAAUGAUGUUCAGGCUUUAAGAAAAUAUAAUGAACUGUUAAUGGCACUAAUGUCUGUUGCUAGAGAGCAGACCAAGCUGAUAUUUUUGUUGUUUUUUUUUCACUAUACCAAAACUAUUUCUGGUUAUAAACUCAACUGCCAUUUUAGCCAUAGUAUAGAUUCAAAAUGUUCCCAUUUGAGAGUCUACAUUUAAUUUUUUAUUAAAAUAUACUAUUUCAGUUAUUCAUCUCUUGGGCAUUUAGACUAAAUUGUGCCUGUGUUUUCCCGGAGUCAGUAACACUUUGUCCUACAACAAUCAACAUACUAUAGUUGCUUAAAAUUCCUGGAUAUACCCAAAUGUAUAUCAUGUGUACCAUGUUAGUAUGAAAUUUUUAUUGACAUUCUUCUAUGAAGAGCUGACUCUUGAAAUGUAGAAGAAUUGUCAUUUGUGUGAUAUUAGCAGUCUGGAGCUUUAUUUAUAAUUUAUUUUGAAAAAUAAAAAUGCCACAUUUAUUCCCCAAAUGUCAAGAUUUUCUAGGCUUACAUAAUUAGAAUAAUAAGGCUAAAGACAUUUUAAAACAUAUUUUAUAUGUAGUGAAAUACUGUGAAAUACUAGUGAACAGCAUUUUGCUGAGCUGUUGAUUUCAGUCAUUAGAAUUUAAAGAGUUAGUCACCAGGGUAUGGUAGGUGAGCAUAGUUAUCAUUUAUUAUAAAUCAAACAGAUACUUUUCUGUUUGCAUGCAAAUUAUUUUCCUAAGUGUGAAAAUAAAAGUCUGGGAAAUAAUAUUUUUACUUUUUUAAUCUGGACUUCCCCUUCCCCCAAUUUAUAUUUUAGGUUUUUAAAUACCACUUCCUACAAAUGUGUCAUAAUUUGUAUCAUAUUGAAUACUUUAUCAUUUCAGUUUUCUAGAGAUCUUUUAAACCUAAAUAAGAUCUGGGUUCAGCCAUAGCAAAGAAUGUAAGGAAUGAGUUAAGAAUUCUGCAAAUGAAGACCACUGUUCUACUUAGGCCCAUGAGAGCAUACACAUGUAUAAGUUUAAUCCUAUGCUAUAUCUGAAUAGUCAGUAAGCUAUAAUAGUUCUCAUGAAUGCUAAUGUUCAGAUUCCAAGCUUUAUGACCUUAGCAUGUGUAUAUGUUUAUAAAAUUGAAUCAUGUGUUUCUUCUCUGGCUUGCUGUAUGUAUUUCAGCUAGCAAUAGGAUGCUGUCCAAAACAUGCACAAACCCACUAGCCUAAUGACUAAAUUUGUUUUUGUAAAAGUCUUUGUGUACUUGUAUGUAUGUAGCUUUCUUCUAGUUUGACAUACCUUAUCCCAGACAUUAAAAAGAGAGACUAUUUUCUAUAGAGGACAUUGUCUACCAAUUAUUUGCCUCUUUAGAGCUCAGCCUGUGCAUUUAUUAAUGCUUAAUCAUCCAUGUCAUUAUGUCUUCUUUAUGACAGUUCUGGUUUUGUCAUGUAAGUGUGUCCCUCUUUUAAUUUAAUUUGGUCUUUCAUUUGUUUGUAUUUUCUCUUCUCCCCCCCCCAGAAAUCAGGCUUAUUCUAGAAAUUAUUUCUAUGGUGCUUUGUUUCCCCCAGAGGCAAUGGAACUGAGUAAAAUUCCUAAGUUUCCUUCUACACACUUUAGUUCUCCCACACCUAAAUUAGCUUUCAGAUAUUGUAAAUUAGAAUGAUUUAUCUUUUGUUUUGUUUUAAUCAUGUAGAUUGUCAUCAGACAAUACAAUGAUUAAAAGAGAAAGAUGUGACUGCCACUUCUAACUUUUGAAUAAAACUUUUUGGAGCAUUUUUCAAAAUGUGUAAGUUUGUGGUAAUGAUACACACCUUAGUAUAUGUGGAAUCAUCUUAUGCACAUUUGCCAACUGGUUCUUCUUUAAAGCUGCAUUUUCAUGCCCUCACAGAGGAGACUUAAAACAUGUGAUUUUCACUACAUUUUGGUGUUCAGCCUUUUAAGCAAUUACAAUAACAUUUGAAAAUCUGAAAUUAAUAGUUCUGGGGGAAUGAAAAGGACUUUUGAUAUUUAAAGUCCUUUAUUUUAAAUGCUAACCACAUUCACCAACAUCUUAGUGGCAUGCAAGGCUUUGUGAAUGCUACUGAAAAUAUUAUAAGAUCAUUUUUUAAAAUUCAUAGUGAAAUAUUUACAUGCUGUUUUCUCUUUACAUCUCUUAACACCCAAAUAUUAAUUUACCACAUUUACAAAGUUUGGGUUAAAAUCCAAUUAAAGUGAAAUGUUUUUAUGGUGCUGUAUUUUAUGGAACAUGGAGAGCACUCAGGUUUCUUGAUAUUUAUUUCUUACUAUUGUCUUAUAAUCCUUGAAUAUUUCUUUUGUUGUCUUUCCUCUCGGGCUCCCUCUUAUACCUACUUCUUUUUCACAAUGAAGACUGUACUUAACAUAGUAUACUUCAAUCAGACUGGAAAUUUCACAUUCAUUCCUGAGAGAAAAAAAUAGAAAGGCCCUCCAGUUAAGGUGUGUUUAUUUAUAUGUAUGCCCAUUUCUUAUUCUUAUACCUUUCUUAAUUAAAUCUAGGAUAUGAGACUUAGACAUAUAAAAGCAUGGUAAUUAUUUUCUAAAAAAAAAUUAUUGAUACAUAUUGAGAUCGCCAUUCAUAAUUUACUUUUAAAAUCCCAUAUUGAAAUAUCUAGAAACCCAGUUGGAAAACGUGUCUUUGCAUUUGUCACCAAAUAUACAUUAGACAGUACUACAAAUGUUGAUUUUUUUUUUAAAACAAUACCGUGGUGAUGGCAAUCAGUAAUUUAUUUCUCUGUUCUGUAACUUAUCAUCCAUGUUUUUUGUAAUCCUUUACACAGUAUUAACAAAACUGUACUUUAUGUUUGUUCUUAGUGUCCAUAAAUUUUAAAAUGGAAAAACAUUCAGUUAAUAGUUGAUGUGCUGUUGUGUAUGGGCAGAAUGUCCAUUAAACUAAAAUUCAGUGGGGAAGAAAGGUAAACAAAACUGGCUUGGUUUAUAAAAGAUGUUUUGUUUGGCAGUUGUUGGUCAUUAUAAGCAAUUACUUUCAAGGACAAAAAAUACUGGACUAAAUUUGUUGCCAUUCUUUAUGGGAUGUUUACAAUAAAAUUCCAAGUUGUUUGGAAUCAGUUGCACUCUCGCUGCUUGAUGCCUUAAUUCAUACUAGAGAUAAAUUAACAAGACGAAAGAAUUAAAAGAACUACGAAGUUAACCUUUCUAACUAUCCAGCUUUACAGAUUGUAUCAUGUAAUCCGUGGGUCUUCUUGUCAUAAGAUAUUUUAUUAUAAUCAUUUUUUAAUUCUUAAAAACUGAGUUGCUUCCUAUGAAAGAAAAGAUGUUUCCUAUUCUUGCUGAUAUUCUUUGGAUCACCUUUGGGUAAUCAAAAUGAUGGUAACACUUUAAAAUGUGGGCUGCUUGGUGCCUUAAUUAGCAGCCCUAAGCUCUCAUAAGUUCUUUAUUCAGCAGAGCUUGAGUUGGCUAGAUUUCUAAUAUACUUACUGUUAAAUUUUAACAGCUGAGCUAUGGAUACCCAGUGUUUUUUUUUUUUUUUUAUUUGAGGUUAAAUUGCCUGUUGACUAUGAAUUUAUUAUAAAUGGUGCUUUAACUUGAUGUAAAUCUAGGAGGGAGAGAAAUGAAGUGAGCUGGGGUCUGAAUGUUUUACCAGGAACACUCAUCCUUGGCCUUAAAUCUAUACCCAAAAGUUUUCUCCCAGUGUCAAGAAUUCUACUGAGUUCAAGAUAAAUAUGCUUCCAAAAGACUGGUCUGCAUCUUUUAUAUGUAGCUUGUCUGUUUUGUGUUUUUCGAAUUGAGAAGACUCCUAGAGUAGUUCACCUCUCUUCUGGCAUUGGAUCAAUUGAGUGAGAGCCCAAUUUUCACAAUACCCAGAUUGAGGUCAGGGUAUAUUUGUGUUAUUUUUGUUUAGCUGUUUGACUGCUUUAAAAUAACCCUCUUUUACUAUGUGAAUAUGUUACAUUAAAAAUUCUUUGUUAGAAGCCUUCCAUAUUUUCUUUACCUGGUAGAGUUCUUAAAUAGAAAAAUUAAAGAAUUUUUUAUGACAAAACUUUAUUGAAGUAUUCAGAAGAUUGUUUGCCUCAUUGAGAAGAUCAAGGGGAAAGAGUACCCUUUGCUUUCUAUAUUAUUUAUCACUUACUUCUUAAAGCUACUUUCCAAAAAUGCACAAAAUAAAUUGAAACUAAUACGCUGAGCUUGUGAGUUAAUUUUUAAAUGAGAUUUUUGGUGCUAUAUUUAAACUCAUUUCCUGUCUCAAGAAUUUUAUAUAAGUACUUAUAGCAUUUUUAUGAUGCAUAAUGCUGGUAGACCAAAUAUAACAUUAAAUAAAAUAAAUAUUUUAUGAUGUUAUUUUUCCCCCAAAAUUUGGAGUGACUUUUUGAAACUUUUUAGUUACCUUUUCAUUGCCAUCUGUAGUACCUGACUUAAUAAAAUUACUUCUCACCUGCAGAAUAUAAACUUCUAGUAGCUAAUUUUAGCAAAAGUGUUAGCAUACUAAUCUUUCAAGAUAUAUUAAGGACUUUCAAAACUCUGUCAUGCUAUUAUGCUUUCAUUAAUUUGUAAAAUUCUACUUAAUGCCUGCUCAGCGCCCUUAGAAUUUCCAGUUUUAUAAAUGUUUGUUUCUCACAAACAUUUUAAGAAAUAAAAGCAUUUCAAAUCAUUUAAUACAGGCUACUAAUAUUGAUAAGUAUUUUAUUCAUUCUUAGUGGUGUUUUGUGGUUUAUUUUUGUCCUGUUUAAAUUCUAACUAGAACUUGUAUGGUAGCAUGUAAUUUGUACUAGGAAUUUUGUGUACUCUGUCAAGUACUUUGUGGAGAGAAAACUUGUCAUAAGGUGUUUCUAGUUUUUUGUUUUACAGAAUGUCAGUUUCAAUGAAAUAUGCCUCCCAAAUUGUGUAUUAGACAUUUUAACAGGAGAUUUUGUUACCCUUGGGUACUGUUUAUUUAAAAUGUUAAUAACUAAGUGCUGGUAGUUCUGGAUUGUUUCCCUGUGUUAAGUUUUAAUUUAUAAAUGAGAGCUACCCUUGUAUACAAAAAAAGCAUAACUGUUAUUUGUUCUAGUCUGACCUCAUAACAUAUAUUAUCCCUGACAGUUUUAGCUACUAAAUCUUUUAUCACAUUAUUUCUAAUUGUUCAACUCAAAAUUGUCAGGGACUGAAUCACAUUCUUGCUCUGGAGUUGUAUGAUGAUGUUCUUCCUAUAUAAUAUUUACCAGCCGGUGUUUGUAGCCUGUAUUGGACUGUACCUCCCUAGGAUUGUUCAUCUGUACCUUCUGUGUUUUAAGCACUGUAAUUUUUAAAAGAGCUUUAGAGUUUACGAAAUUUAUUCUUCAAAUAUAGUCUUAAUGACCAGAAA
Messenger RNA from Mastomys coucha (southern multimammate mouse), 12644 nucleotides. It is a transcript of the gene Brwd3, whose product is annotated as bromodomain and WD repeat domain containing 3. The record is from RefSeq and is a predicted model, not a curated record. Gene Ontology annotation, molecular function: protein binding. Gene Ontology annotation, biological process: regulation of cell shape; regulation of transcription by RNA polymerase II; cytoskeleton organization. The annotation marks the transcript as partial. The transcript is spliced from 38 exons. Lineage: Eukaryota; Metazoa; Chordata; Mammalia; Rodentia; Muridae. Gene Ontology annotation, cellular component: nucleus.